Messenger RNA from Oncorhynchus masou masou (cherry salmon), 3940 nucleotides. Its product is annotated as centrosomal protein of 97 kDa-like. Gene Ontology annotation, molecular function: protein binding. The transcript has 11 exons. Bases 182 to 2515 code for a protein of 777 amino acids. Lineage: Eukaryota; Metazoa; Chordata; Actinopteri; Salmoniformes; Salmonidae. The record is from RefSeq and is a predicted model, not a curated record.
AGCAUGUUUGUAGUCUUUUUGAAAUCAAGCAUAGUGGUCCUUUAUGGCGAACGGAUUUUUUUUUUUACUACAUAUUCUGGUAAAUUCUCAAUCGUUUUUUCUGUUGUACUGACUGACAAGACAGUUGUGCGCUGGGAACCAGGCUAGCGAAUUUUGUGCAUUAUCGUAUAUUCAUCGCAGAAUGGGAAUAUCAGAUGUAACAUUUGACACAACUGGUCCUGUGUUGGACUUGUCAUCCCAGGGUCUGCAGAAGCUGGAGCCCAGUUUCACCUGCUCUGAUGAAACGCACACGCUCAUCCUGGACCGGAACCACAUCAUGAAACUAGACCAUUUGGAGAGGAGCCAAGGCCUCCAACAGUUAUCUGUUGUUGGAAACCGCCUGGUGCGAAUGAUGGGUGUGUGUCGUCUGACCGAGCUGAGAGUUCUGAACCUGCCCAAUAACAGUAUUGGCUAUAUUGAAGGGCUGCGAGACCUGCCACACCUGGAGUGGCUCAACUUGGCAGGCAACAACAUCAAGGUCAUUGAGCAGCUCAACAACUGUGUGGCUCUCCAACACUUGGACCUGUCUGAUAACAACAUCUCCAACAUUGGUGAUGUUACCAAGCUGUUAGCCUUGAAGACCCUUCUCCUCCAUGGAAAUAGCAUUACGACGCUGCAGACCGUUCCCACUCAUUUGCCCAUCCAUCUGUCCAUCCUCUCCCUGGCAGAGAAUGAAAUUCGAGACCUCAAUGAGGUCUCCUACCUGGCACCCCUCCAUGACCUGGAACAGCUCUCCAUUAUGACUAACCCCUGCGUCAUGGUAACACACUCGUUGCCUGGAUACGACUACCGGCCGUACAUCAUGAGCUGGUGUCUGAAUCUCAAGAUCCUGGAUGGAUAUGUGGUGUCUCAGAAAGAAGGGUUGAAGGCAGAGUGGCUGUACAGCCAGGGCAAAGGUCGAUCAUACCGGCCAGGUCAGCACAUGCAGCUGGUCCAGUACUUAGCCACCGUGUGCCCUUUGACCUCCACGACAGCCCUGGAGACCGCGGAGGAUGCCAAGCUGGAGAAGAUCCUCAGCAAGCAGAGGUUCCACCAGAGGCAGCUCCUGCAGCAGACCCAGGGGGGCUUCACCAGCCCUCCCCGCCCCACCCAACUGGAUGUGGAGACUCAAAGCCCCCGCCAUGUGCCUCUGAUAGAGGACGACAGAACCACAACGCCUGUGACUGCUCCAUCAGCCAGACAGACAGAGCUAGCGACGGUGCAGGUGAACACCUGGCUAGGCUGCGACCACUCCCAGGCGGCCUCACCUCCUCUCCGUAGCCUCAGGGGUGUGGAGGAGCGCCUCUACCUGGAGGACGUCCAAAGCCAGACAGAUGAGGACAAACUCAACGGCAGCCUGCUCUCCUCCGAGUCCACCUUCCUCCUCGUCACCUCUGAACCCCCCUGCUCUGACAGCGAGGAUGAGACAGAGACGUUUGAGCAUGACUCACUGGUGCCCGAACACCCCAUUCAUCCCAAAAAGACCCUUGCUGAAAAGACCCUACAGGCACCCUUGGGGAAAGGGAGUGAGAGCCAGAAGGAGAGAGAGAUGGAGAGAGAAAGGGUGUCAGGUGACAGCCACCUCACCUGUACCUUAACCUCAACUGCCGGUCUACCUAUGAUGGGAGAUGACCAAUCACAGACCAAUGACAGCACUCCGCUCCAGGGAGCAUACUCAAACUGCAAUGCUGUAGAGGUGAGGGCAGGGUCGAAGCAGGAAGAUAAAGCAUUAGUGAGAUGUGAUAGGGUGGGUCGCUGUGAGGCGGACAGGGCAGCCGUCAGGAUCCAGGCAUGGUGGAGGGGAAUGUGGACUCGGCGCUGCCACCCGCUGGCCAAAGAGGUGCGGUGUGAGAUCCGCCUGCGCAGGAUGCAGGAGCACAUAGUCUUCCUUUCUGGAGAGUUUGAGAGAGUGAGGCAGCAGCAUGAAGAGGAGAGAUUGAAGAGACUGGUACAGGAGGAGGCUGUGAGGUUUCUAUGGAGGCAGCUUCAGUCCAUGCAGCAGUGGCAGUGUUCUGUAGAGGGGCAGCUGGCCAGCGUGACUCAGGCCGGGUCAUCUCUUGCUCCAGCCCUGACCUCCGGGCUCUGUGACCUCCCAGCUCUUCGACUCCCCCUACCUCUGGCCUCCAGCACUGCAAACCCAGCCUGUACAGUCCUCUCCUUCCCAGACUCGGGGUUCCAGUCAACAGAUGAACUGCAGGUGGGGCAGGAAGACACCUUCCUGAGCUGUGGGACGGGCGACUUUCUGGAGACUGUGCGGCCGUUGGUCGUGGGGGGGUUCCUGGCUCCUUGUGGUGGGGGGAACAGUCAGGACUGCAGUCUGCUGGAGCAGUACCUGUCCUCCGUGCAACAGAGAGAGGAGGCAGAGGGGGGUGCCAGCGACAGAACAGGCACACCACAGCCGCCCUCAUCUGCCGAAACGGCACAGCCUGACUCCCCCACUCAGAACACAGGAGACAGACUCAGAGCAGCAACACACACACUGGAAAGUCCAAUUUGAAGUGCCUGUCCUGCUCCUAGUCUUCUGUGAUUGGCUAAGAGACUGCCCAUAAACUCAGUCAAUCUGUGCUGAUGAAUGUUAUUGAUGGCUCUAACAGUGCCUCAUAGACCUUACUGACUAACAUCCAUAUAGCGAGUGGCAUACGGACUCACAAAUGUGUAUACAUUCAUAUAGCCUGGAUGACUUAAAUCUCUUGGACUGCUGCUAGCCUGGAGACCUGACUGUUCCUGCAUUCAAUAAUGCUUUGUUGGUUGCCAUGAUUUGUCAGUCCAAGGACAAUUAGGCUAAUGCUUGAUUUACAUUCGGGCGACGUGGGAACGGUAGUCCCAGCAAACCUAACCUUAAUUAAUUUCGACCCCUGUGCCUAAGUCUUUUUUUCUGCUGGUUGAAUCUACACUUCCUUUAAGUAUUAAGUCCAUCUACCCUCCAACUUUGGUCAUCUGCAACUUCCCUGUUUGUCAUGCUCAUGCAGUGGUUGAAAAAGUACCCAGUUGUCAUACUUGAGUAAAAGUAAAGAUUUUUUAAUAGAAAAUGACUGGAGUGAAAGUCGCCAAGUAAAAGUCUAGAAGUAUUUGGUUUUAAAUAUACUUAAGUAUCAAAAGUACAAUUAUAAAUUUCAAAUUGCUUAUAUUAAGAAAACCAGAUCACAUAAUUGUGUUUUCUCUUUACGGAUAGCCAGGAGCAUGCUCCAACACUUACACAUCCUUUACAAACGAAGCAUGUGUUUUGGUAGUCUGCCAGAUCAGAGGCAGUAGGGAUGACCAGGGAUGUUCUCUUGAGAAGUGUGAGAAUUAGACCACUUUCCUGUCCUGCUAAGUAUUCAAAAUAUAACAAGUACUUUUGCGUGUCAAGGAAUAUGUAUUGAGUAAAACGUACAACUUUCUUUAGGAAUGUAGUGAAGUAAAGAUGUAAAAAUUAUAAAUAGUAAAGUAUAGAUAACCAAAAAAAAAGUAGUACUUUCAAGUAUUUUUUACUUAAGUACUUAACAUAACGUUAGCACAGGGCGUAAUCUGUAUUUAUCCAUCACAUAAUGGUAUUUGUUAUGUCAUUUUCCUUCUUGUUCUCAGUUUCACAGACCACAACCCUCCUAAAGCCCAUUCCAAACCCCUUAACCACCAAACCCUAAACCUUCAUUACCCAUCCUCGCUGCCUUUUCUGUAUGAAUAAAUAUCAAAGCGGGACCCUCGCUUUCUGGCGUUCAUUAUGCAUUCUCACCGAUAACCCACAGUGGCAAUAUAACCCAGCAGUCAGUAACGCUAUACAUCAUUUAUAGGGCUGUCAGUGUUUAUCAGUUAACCUUUAGUCAUAUAAGUGCACUUUAAAAAAAAUAAGUGUGCAUUGUUGACCUGACGCAUGAAAGAAAGUCAUGACUGGGCUGAUGGAAACAUGAAUUGCUCUUAAAAUUGUAUAAAUGCCUACAGACAA